Messenger RNA from Westerdykella ornata, 2504 nucleotides. Its product is annotated as alcohol oxidase. The coding region runs from base 424 to 2298 and encodes 624 amino acids. Gene Ontology annotation, biological process: secondary metabolite biosynthetic process. Gene Ontology annotation, molecular function: flavin adenine dinucleotide binding; oxidoreductase activity, acting on CH-OH group of donors. NCBI's taxonomy places the organism in Eukaryota, Fungi, Ascomycota, Dothideomycetes, Pleosporales, Sporormiaceae. The record is from RefSeq and is a predicted model, not a curated record. The transcript has 4 exons.
GCCUGAUCCGUUGGCGCGCCGGCUGGCGCGACGGCGCCACUGCCUUUCUGUUCACUGAGACCUAAUCCAGUUAGUGAAUGUAUAGGCUGAUUGCUAUGCCGCGGGAUGGGCUUUGGUGUUCCUGGAAGCCCAUGAGACACCCAUGUCAAGACACGUGCAUUUCACUAAAUUUAAGCCCCGUUCGUGUUUCUAGCGCUUACAAUUUUAACGAAUGCUUCAACUCAUGAACGCAACAGGCAGGGUGCGGAGGGGAAUUGCCUCAAAUUAUCUGCCGCAUACAGAUGCGGCACAGUCGCAGGGCGCUGACGUUGGGAUUGCCGUGUAAGGCUUGAGGUAUAAGUACCGAAUGGGUCGCCAUCAUGUGCGCUGCAUUGACGUCGACAUUCCUUUUCCGCGACGUCUAUCGCUUUCACGCCUGCCAAGAUGCACUGGUCUGCUGGGUGUGCUGUUGCUCUUCAGCACCUGCUUCCCCUGGCAGCAGCCCUGCCAAACAAUGGACCUGUCAAUUCACGGGCUGAACCGCAGGGUUCAAAAGACACCUAUGACUAUGUGAUUGUGGGAGGAGGAGUCACUGGCUUGGUGGUUGCCAAUCGCCUGAGCGAGGACAAAACGAAGUCUGUCUUGGUCAUUGAGGCUGGUGCUGCCUACGACAACCCGAACAUUCGGUUGCCAUAUGCAGCCAAUUAUGAUUUGAACCAAACGCUUUUCUGGCCGAACUACCUGUCUGAGCCGGAGCCUGCGCUGGGGAACCUGCAAAUGAGUGUGGGUGUUGCCGAAGUUUUGGGCGGAGGUUCCAUCGUGAACGGAAUGGCAUAUGACAGGGGAUCCGCCGCAGAUUACGACGCUUGGGAGGCAUUAGGCAAUAGAGGCUGGGGAUGGAAUGGAUUGCUGCCUUUCUUCAAGAAAGGGACCGAGUUGAUCCCUCCCCCAUCAAAGACUGCCAAAGAAUUCAAUAUUACAUGGGAUCCCAAUGUUUACGGCAACGGACCUCUCAAGCUGGGCAUAUCCGAUUUCCAGUAUCCGGAUAUCAAAGACUAUUUUGCGGCUUUCAAGGGUGCAGGCGCUCACAGGCCUAUCGACGGAAACAAUGGAGAGGCCUAUGGUGCAUUCUGGAUUCCCAACACUAUGAACCCGAAGACUGGAGAACGAAGCCACGCCCGCAAUUCCUAUUACGACCCGGUGUCCUCUCGCCCGAACCUUCGUGUUCUGCUUGAGACUGAGGCAACUGAACUAGUUUUUGACAGCAGCAAGAAACUCACCGCCCGCGGAGUCAAGAUCACCGACAAGCUGACGAAAACUUCCAAGACGGUCUACGCAAAGAAAGAAGUCGUGCUGGCUGCGGGUGCCAUUAAUACCGUCAAACUCCUCCAGCUCAGCGGAAUCGGUCCCAAGUCUGUGCUCGAGGCUGCCGGUAUCAAAGUCAAGUUGGCACAUGACGGAGUUGGAGCCAAUUUCCAGGACCAUCCGUUCACAAUACUUGCCUAUGCCAUUUCCAACAUGAGCACGCCCAACCCUGAUUCUCUUUCCACCGAUCCUGCUUUCAACGCAUCUGCAUGGGAAGAGUACCUGACCAAAAAGACGGGUCCCCUGACACAAGCGCACGGGAACGCCCUGGCCUUCAUCCCUCUCCCAGAAGUCGCUCCGCAACAGUAUCAGGAUCUGGCCCGCCAAGUUGAGACCUUGAGCGAUGACGCCUACCUACCCGCCAUCUAUAAGAACAGCAAGAAACUGCUCAAAGGCGUCAAGACGCAGCGUAAGAUUCUAGCCAAUCUCUUCCGCAGCAAACAAGCUGGCCUCAUCGAGUAUCCCGUCCCGGCCUCCGGUGCUAGUGUCAUCGUCGCGCUGGAAAAGCCACUUUCGCGUGGAAUCAUCACCAUUGACCCCAAGAACCCCCAGGGCCCUCCCAAGAUCUUGUUCAAUGCGCUGAUGAACCCCGUCGACAAAACGGUUCUCGCGGCGGGAUUGAGGUACGCACGAAAGGUCUGGGCACGGCCGGAGCUUGCAAAGUUUUCCCCGACUGAGGUCAUGCCUGGUCCUCAGUACCAGACCGACGACGAGCUGAUCAACAAGCUGGUCGGGCUCGGGGUGGUGUUCCCCUCGUUCUCCCACCCCAGCUGCUCUUGCCCUAUGAUGCCCGAGGACAUGGGCGGAUGCGUUUCGGAUGAGCUUUUGUUCUACGGAGUAAACCAGCUGUCCAUUGUUGACGCGUCUAUUCUUCCUCUUAUCCCCUCUCAGCAUCUUCAGGCGACCAUGUACGCGGUGGCAGAGAAGGCAGCAGAUAUUAUUAAGAAGAGGUGAUAAUGCCGCAUCUCCAUUGCGGAAGCUAUCUAAUUGCUUUUUACUUCGGAAUGUACAUCCCUUUGCACUUCUUCCGUUUAGGUUAGGUUCCCUAGUCAGUGGAAGUUCAUUGACUACGGCCUGAUAGAUAAUAAUGGAGCCUUUUCAAAUCUUAUUCUACCUGGGUCGAAACGCUGCAAAGCCGAUCGCACGGUGUGACAUGUCCC